CUGGGCGCUGCUGGGCGCAGCUUUGACGCUCGGAAACACAGCAGUCACAAUCGGGGAAAUGGGACCGUGAAAGUAUGGCGGAUGCCGAGGAGCCGGAGAAGAAAAGACGGCGAAUAGAGGACCCGACCGAGAAAAUGGCUGUAGAUGGUGGACACGGGGUUGGUGGGUGUGACUGGGAUGGCCGGUGGAAUCAUGUGACCAAGUUUUUGGAGCGACCCGGCCCGUUCACCCAUCCUGACUUUGAGCCAAGUGCUGAGUCUCUACAGUUCUUGUUGGAGACGUGCAAGAUUCUGGUCAUUGGAGCGGGAGGUCUUGGAUGUGAGCUCCUCAAAAAUCUGGCCCUGUCUGGGUUUCGCAUCAUUCACGUGGUUGACAUGGACACCAUUGACUUGUCCAACCUCAACAGGCAGUUUCUUUUCAGGCCCAAAGACGUUGGACGACCAAAGGCUGAAGUGGCCGCCAACUUCAUCAACAGUCGCAUCCCUGGAUGUAAAGUCGCAUCCCACUUUAAAAAGAUCCAAGACUUUGACGAGUCUUUCUACAGGCAGUUCCACAUCAUCGUCUGUGGGCUGGACUCCAUCAUUGCCAGACGCUGGAUGAACGGGAUGCUGAUAUCCCUCCUGAGCUAUGAAGACGGAGUCCUGGACCCCAGCUCCAUCAUCCCUCUCAUCGAUGGAGGAACCGAGGGCUUUAAAGGAAACGCCCGUGUCAUUCUCCCCGGCAUGACAGCAUGCAUCGACUGCACAUUGGAGCUGUACCCGCCACAGAUUAAUUUCCCGAUGUGCACCAUUGCGUCAAUGCCUAGGCUACCAGAACAUUGCAUUGAAUAUGCCAGAAUCCUACAAUGGCCAAAAGAAAAACCUUUUGGAGAUACCAGCUUAGAUGGAGACAAUCCAGAGCACAUCGAGUGGGUGUUUGAAAGAGCCCGAAAAAGAGCUGCAGAGUUCAACAUUACAGGAGUGACGUACCGCCUCACUCAAGGAGUCGUGAAGAGGAUCAUUCCAGCUGUGGCGUCGACUAAUGCUGUUAUCGCGGCUGCCUGCGCCACCGAAGUCUUUAAAAUUGCAACAAGUGCGUAUAUCCCUUUAAAUAAUUACCUGGUCUUUAACGACGUGGAUGGACUGUACACCUACACCUUUGAAGCGGAACGAAAGGAAAAUUGUUCUGCUUGCAGCCAGGUGCCUCAGGAUCUCCAAUUCCCUUCGUCUGCCAAACUACAGGAGGUUUUACAGUUCCUCACAGAGAGCGCCUCCCUGCAAAUGAAAUCGCCGGCUAUCACCACAACUCUGGAAGGGAAGAAUAAGACGCUGUAUUUGCAGUCUGUUAAAUCCAUCGAGGAACGAACGAGGCCGAACCUCUGCAAGACUUUGAAAGAGCUGGGCCUGUCGGACGGACAGGAACUGGCCGUGGCCGACGUCACCACGCCUCAGACGGUUCUCUUCAAGCUCAAUUUCACCACCUGAACAUUUAUUCGGAGACCGACGUCGGAUUGAAUCUGAAUGCGAAGCGGCGUUACUGGGCGGUCGCAGUAGCGCUCCUGAUAUGAUGAUGUAAAUAAGAUGAGUGAGGCGUCACUGGUUUGAACUGGUUGUCAUAUGAAUAUAAAAUCCUUUAAAACAUUUUUGUUUUUUUUAUUAGUAACGGUUACUUUUUGAAGUGUUUUGUCUCUGUUUUGACUUCUACUGUAGCUAUAUUAGAUGUCAAUCAAAUGAGAGUAAUCAUGUGCGCUCUGCUCUAAUAAAGUUUUAUUAUCAUGG
This is a messenger RNA of Gasterosteus aculeatus aculeatus (three-spined stickleback), 1757 nucleotides long. Its product is annotated as NEDD8-activating enzyme E1 catalytic subunit. The record is from RefSeq and is a predicted model, not a curated record. NCBI's taxonomy places the organism in Eukaryota, Metazoa, Chordata, Actinopteri, Perciformes, Gasterosteidae. Gene Ontology annotation, molecular function: NEDD8 activating enzyme activity. Gene Ontology annotation, biological process: protein neddylation. Gene Ontology annotation, cellular component: nucleus; cytoplasm.